Molecule: messenger RNA, 1547 nt
Organism: Cuscuta campestris
Lineage: Eukaryota; Viridiplantae; Streptophyta; Magnoliopsida; Solanales; Convolvulaceae
Source: the annotation of a GenBank genome assembly
CUACAUUAAAAUGUCAAUGAAUUUAUACAAAUUCAUUGAUAUUAAAUUAUUGAUGAGUUCCAAACAACAACAAUAAUAACAACGAAAAAUGUUACUCCGUAAAAGAAGGCAAAUAAAAUACAUGACUAAGAGCAUUCGUAAUGGGAAACAUCUAGGAGAGCAAGAAAAUCCAACAUGGUAUCAGAGCAGUAGAAUUCUCUUCUUCUUCACAGAAUUCCUCUUCGCUGUGAUCCUGAUAUCAAUGGCGACAGGAAAUCCAGGCCAAAUCGAGCCUUCUGAUCCCUUAUAUCUUCAUCCAUCAGAUCAUCCUGGCCUGGUGCUGAUUUCAACAAAAUUCGAGGGCGAUGGAUUCGGAUCCUGGCAGAAAUCCAUGAAGAUUGCUCUCUCGGCUAAGAAUAAGAUGGAAUUUGUUCAUGGAAGAGUUGCGAAGCCGAUCAACAAUCCUAUCAAACUCAAUGCCUGGCAGAGGUGUAAUGACAUGAUUACAUCCUGGAUUCUGAACACACUAAGCAAGGAAAUUGUAGAUAGUGUUUUGUAUGCAGAAACUGUGACUGAUCUUUGGAAUGAGCUCAUUGAUCGUUUUGGACAAACUAAUGGAGCGAGGUUAUAUCAACUUCAGAAAGAUCUAUGUUCUGUUUCGCAAGGAAAUUCUGAAAUUUCUGCAUAUUAUACAAAAAUGAAGAAAAUCUGGGAUGAAUUAGCAACAGUCUCAAAUUUACCCAGGUGUACUUGUGCUGCUGUACAGGAACUUCUGAAAUAUGAACAGGAUCAGAAAUUAGUUCAAUUCCUAAUGGGGCUCAAUUCAGAUUAUAAUACCAUAAGGGGAAAUAUUCUCAUAAUGAGGCCCCUUCCAUCUGUUGCUACAGCCUAUGGCAUGCUUAUACAUGAGGAGAAGCAAAGGCAGAUUCAGGCUGAAUCUCCUUUCAUUGCUGAACAUACAUCUUUGAAUGCAAAUUUGCAGACAUCAUUUAGAGGAAGAAUGGAUGAUAAGAAGGUCAUUGUGUGUGAGCAUUGCAAGAAGAAGGGUCACACGGCUAACAAGUGCUAUAAGCUUGUGGGGUACCCAAAGGAUUUCAAAUUUACAAGGAAUAGAAGAUUAGCAGCAAAUGUUCACAAUGAAGGAAGCUAUGAUUCUGCCAGCAACAAUUCAAGUGAAGAUAGCAGAAAUGAGGGCCAGUUCACUCCAGAACUCUGUGGACAAUUUUUGAGGAUUCUUCAGUCAAUGAAUGAAGGCAAAUCCCACAUGACUUCUGAUUCCAACUCAAAUUCUCAGGCCUUUUCUGCUCACAUGGCUGGGCCUUUCCAAGAGGAGGCCACUGGAUCUUGGUGAAAAACAUGAUGGUCUGUACAUAGCCAAAUCUCUUCAGUCUUCUCAAGUCUCCCAAAUGUCUCAUAUUAGUUCUUUUGAUGUAUCAUCUUCCUCUACUGAUAAUGCUCAUAGUAGUUCCAGUUGUAAUAAGGCUUGUAAAGUUUCAGAUGUAACUGUUUGGUACAUGAGACUUGGCCAUUUGCCUCUUUACAAACUGAAAUAUAUCUGUUCUUUUAAU